AUGCCCCGACUUGCGUCGCUUAAUAUAAGCGAUUUAGGGAUGAACAAAGAUGAUGAGCACUUUGCCGAUGGUGUGGCGUGUGUCCAAGCGUAUUGGGCAUUUUCCCUUGACAUGAGCCCGAAAGACCGCGAAACGUUGCGCAGGAUCAUCGUUGAUGGGGAAUAUAAACACACCUUUUCAUCUAGGAGGCACCCGUCGAGCCACCGCCUGUACAGAAGCAAGCUCGGCGCUUCGGUAGGAGGUUGGGUUGUCAUGCGGACGCUAUACAAGAAGUUGUCGUACGAAUACAUAAACAAGAUGACAGCAAGAGGGAUCACUGUUCCAACAAGAGAUCACACCGAACGAUACUUCGAAUUGAUGCCGCCUGUGACCAUGCCGACAGAGUUUAACAUGAAUACGGAGGACGCACGCCGCUACGCAGAAAACUUCCCGAAUUUGAGACAGAUACCAACCACGUUCCGGAGACUAGGCGCGGAAACCGGAAGCGCAACGGUGGCGAUGCUGGAGCAAAUGAACGCUCAAAUACUAAGGGAAUUUGCCCCGGUCGUAGCCCAGCCGACAACAGCACCAGCCCAGCAGGGCACCCAAGUCACAAGAAAGACACCGAGCAGACGGCGACGUGGCAGGCGACCGGGAGCAGCGUCGACAGUGGCUACUCGAACCGCUCCUGAGACGGUGAAUCUACAUACCGCCGACUAUAUGGUUGAGGAGGCAGCGAUACCGCAAAGCUUCACACCACUGGAUCCUCAAAUCACCGGUCAACCCGUGGAGAGCCGUGAAGUUAUGCCACCGGGCGCGGGCGCCGUCCCCUUGGCACCACCAGCGGCGUACAGCGCGGCCGUAGCACCCGAAAACAUAUUCCCGAAUGCUCGAGGCCGGGUCCGAAAUCACGAGGAAGUUUUUGGAAAUCGCAACAACGGAGUGACGUCCGACAACCAUGGCUCUGGAACAUUGCAGACGGCCGAUUUGGAGAUGGAUCCGGUGGCCGCUGCUCGCAGAGAGGGAUGGACAGAGGGAUGGGCAGAAGGAUGGGCAAAGGGGUGGGCAGAGGGGCGGGCAGAGAGGGAUCAAACGUUUAUUCCAUGGAUCAAUGCCAUGUUAGAAUUGGUUAAUGCGUUGCCGACGGAGUUGUUGCGACAGCGCCAGUAG
Molecule: messenger RNA, 1149 nt
Organism: Trichoderma breve
Lineage: Eukaryota; Fungi; Ascomycota; Sordariomycetes; Hypocreales; Hypocreaceae
Exons: 1
Coding region: 1-1149 (382 amino acids)
Source: RefSeq, a predicted model, not a curated record